This is a messenger RNA of Lemur catta (Ring-tailed lemur), 2025 nucleotides long. It is a transcript of the gene NFE2, whose product is annotated as nuclear factor, erythroid 2. The transcript is spliced from 3 exons. Lineage: Eukaryota; Metazoa; Chordata; Mammalia; Primates; Lemuridae. Gene Ontology annotation, molecular function: RNA polymerase II cis-regulatory region sequence-specific DNA binding; DNA-binding transcription factor activity, RNA polymerase II-specific. Gene Ontology annotation, biological process: regulation of transcription by RNA polymerase II. Gene Ontology annotation, cellular component: nucleus. The record is from RefSeq and is a predicted model, not a curated record. Bases 659 to 1774 code for a protein of 371 amino acids.
CGGGUGGAUUCCAGUGGGAUCUGAGGGGCAGGCCGGGAAGGGAGAAGGUAGAUGGGGAAAUAACCAACUUUCGGGAUGUUCUUAGGAGAUCUCAGACCUUCCCAGACUGCCCCUGGUUUGGGACUCUGACAUCCUUGGGAACUCCUCUAUGAAAAGACCUAGAUGGCUUCUUGAGUGCUCUGGGAUCUCUGGGGUGGGAGACUGUGCUUGGGAACUAGAAGGUGGUCUCCUGAAGCACUGCAAGGGGCUGGGUGGGCUGCCCUGGGACAGCAGUAGACUCCCAGCUACAUGGUAUCACCCUUUCCUCUACCCGUCCACUCCGCUGCCCUGUCCAGCCAGCUGGGAAGGUUUGGGGGAAGCUAAGGAAUUGAAGACACUGGAUAUAGGGACCUCUGAGAAGUGUUGCAGCAAGAUGGGUUGGGGUGGUGGGUACUAGGUGUUGCCCCCCACUGCUGCGUGUCUUUUUUUGGGCCCAGGAGCGGUAGAGAUCCUCUGCACCUGGAAGGGAGAGGAAGGCAUCCCAACCCCAGCGGAGUUCCUUCUGGCUGGAACGCUUGGCUGAUUGGGAAGUAGGGCAUCGGGAAGCAGGGGAGGAGAAGAGAGUUUCUGGGGCCAUUUGGGCUUUGGGGGAACCUGGACCAGACCCUGGUCCAGUAGGAUGCCCCCGUGUCCUCCCCAGCAGAGCAGGAACAGGGUGAUACAGCUGCCCACUGCAGAGCUGGGCGAGAUGGAACUGACUUGGCAAGAGAUCAUGUCCAUCACUGAGCUGCAGGGUCUGAAUGCUCCAAGUGAGCCAUCGUUUGAGCCCCAAGCCCCAUACCUUGGACCCUCGACACCUCCAACUUACUGCCCCUGCUCAAUCCACCCAGAUGCUGGCUUCCCCCUUCCUCCACCACCUUAUGAGCUCCCAGCGUCCACAUCCCAUGUCCCAGAUGCCCCCUACUCCUAUGGCAACAUGGCCAUACCAGUCUCCAAACCACUGACCCUCUCAGGCCUGCUCAGUGAGCCUCUCUCAGACCCCUUGGCCCUCCUGGACAUUGGGCUGCCAGCAGGACCACCCAAGCCCCAAGAAGACCCAGAAUCUGACUCAGGAUUAUCCCUCAACUAUAGUGAUGCUGAAUCUCUUGAGCUGGAGGGGACAGAGGUCGGUCGGCGGCGCAGCGAGUAUGUAGAGAUGUACCCGGUGGAGUACCCUUACUCACUUAUGCCCAACUCCUUGGCCCCCCCCAACUAUGCCUUGCCACCUACUGAGACCCCUUUGGCCUUAGAGCCCUCCUCAGGCCCCGUGCGGGCUAAGCCCACUGCACGGGGGGAGGCAGGGAGUCGGGAUGAACGUCGGGCCCUGGCCAUGAAGAUUCCUUUUCCUACGGACAAGAUUGUCAACUUGCCGGUAGAUGACUUUAACGAGCUGUUGGCAAGGUACCCGCUGACAGAGAGCCAGCUGGCACUAGUCCGGGACAUCCGACGGCGAGGCAAGAACAAGGUGGCUGCCCAGAACUGUCGCAAGAGAAAGCUGGAGACCAUCGUGCAGCUGGAGCAGGAGCUGGAGCGGCUGGGCAGUGAACGGGAGCGGCUUCUCAGGGCCCGUGGGGAGGCAGACCGGACCCUGGAAGUCAUGCGCCAACAGCUGACAGAGCUGUACCGUGACAUUUUCCAGCACCUUCGGGAUGAAUCAGGCAAUAGCUACUCCCCUGAAGAAUACACACUGCAACAGGCUGCCGAUGGUGCCAUCUUCCUGGUGCCCCGGGGGGCCAAGACGGAGGCCACAGACUGAGCUGGCCUAGAGGGGUGGGACUGGUGAUGGGAAUUUCCUUCAUUACCUUCUGAUAAAGGUACCCCUAACUCUGGGACCCAGAAGGCAACGACAAUGGCAACAAGGUGUUUGGGAGCUCCAAGGUGUGUUUAAAGAGGCUUGCCUUGAGGGAGUGAGGGGAGGGUUGGAAUCUCUUCCCUGACUUAGCCUCUCAGAUCUCCAACCUCCACUUCUUGUCUAAGCUUUGGUCUAUAAAGUGCUCUACAGAAAUA